Psammomys obesus (fat sand rat) is the source of this 6658-nucleotide messenger RNA. It is a transcript of the gene Rfesd, whose product is annotated as Rieske Fe-S domain containing. Lineage: Eukaryota; Metazoa; Chordata; Mammalia; Rodentia; Muridae. Gene Ontology annotation, molecular function: 2 iron, 2 sulfur cluster binding. The record is from RefSeq and is a predicted model, not a curated record. The transcript has 4 exons. Bases 639 to 1109 code for a protein of 156 amino acids.
GCGCAUUUGCGUUGUAAUAAAGCGGUUUUCGUGCCCACACUCUAUGAUGAAGGCUUAUUCAGCAUUCCGGGAUUCCCAUCCAGGUGACCCCUCCUGAUAAUCUUGAAUACCAGACACUGGCGAGAAUUUGCUCCGCUGCAUGACUUAAGUUUAGCAAGUGUUCAGCUUUAAAUAUUUAUGAACACUGUCUAGUAUAUUAGCAUUCCUGGAUUUAAAUUCAGAACCAUCUUUCUUGAUAAUAUGUAUGCAACACCGAUAUGAAGAUCUCUACACAUUUUUGCUGAACAGUUUUUGUGGCUUUCAAGAUGAUUUUUUUUUUUCAGGCCACAUGUUUUUUACAAAUCGCUGGCUGCUAGUUAAACGAAAGUAAGAACAAACAGCAUAUUAGUUCAUGAGUCUUCAAUUUUUGUGAGUAAUGAACAUUUACUUGUAAAGUGUCCAAGCAGUAGUCAGUCACUCAAGAAAUGUAGCUGGUCUUAACGUAUUGUCAGCCAAACUGAUAGAAAAUUGACUAACGAAUUUCCCCUCCCUGAGCCUAACAGCGAGGGCGUCACCCUUGAGAUAAGCUUGGUAAUGGGUGAUACGAGUCCCCACUCUUAGUAAGCGCAUCAUAGUCAUUGCUCAAGAGGAGCGACACCAUGGACCUUCAAAUCUCUGAACAAGAUGAUGAAAAGAAGUACACUUCUGUCUGUGUUGGCAGAGAAGAUGACAUUAGAAAGUCAGAAAGAAUGACAGCUGUUGUCCAUGACAGAGAAGUGGUCAUUUUCUACCAUAAAGGGGAAUAUCAUGCUAUGGACAUUCGCUGCUACCAUUCUGGAGGACCCUUACACUUGGGAGAAAUUGAGGAUUUCAAUGGACAGUCAUGCAUAGUUUGCCCCUGGCAUAAAUACAAAAUCACUUUGGCAACAGGAGAAGGAUUAUAUCAGUCUAUAAACCCUAAAGACCCAUCAGCAAAACCCAAGUGGUGCUCCAAAGGCGUAAAGCAAAGGAUUCAUACCGUGACGGUGGAUAAUGGCAAUAUUUAUGUCACACUUUCUAAGGAACCUUUUAAAUGUGACUCUGAUUUUUAUGCCACUGGAGAAUUCAAAGUGAUUCAAAGUUCUUCCUGAUAAAAAAAUAUAUGGCAGCAACAACAACAAAAAUGUGUAUGUUUGAAAAGACUUUUCGGUCAUUUUUUUUUUUUUUUUCAGUUUCAAAGAUGAAUUUUUUCCAACAUAUAUACAAAUAUCUUCAAAAACCACAGAUUUUGUCAGGGGCUGGAGAGAAGGGCCAGUGUCUAAGAGCUCUUGCUAUUCUUUGAGAAGACCUGAGUUUGGUUCUUAGCACUCACAAGUGGCUCAUAGUCACCUGUGGCCUGUGAUUCUGACUCCAAGAGAUCUGAUACCCUCAUCUGGCCUCUGUGCGCACCUGCACAUUCAAGUCAUUUACACGUAAAUUAAAAUAAAAGCAGAUGUUUCUUACAGUUUUGGAUUUGGGAGGUCUAAAAGCACAUUUACUUUGGUAUGAUUUCAGGGGCCUGAUGAUGUCGGUAGAGUACUUUCCAUCUGUCUCAGGACUGAUUGGAAUCUGUACAGUAUAGGUUUGAGAUAAUCAGCUUAAGAAGGAUGGAGAUAACUUAGAGUAAACACAGUCAUAACAGAUAAAACAGAAAACAGGAAAAGUUUAAAUGGAAAAUAGAUCCCCCUUAAAUACAGCAGGUUUUAUUUUGGAAAGUUUUCAUAUGGUCAAAGUUAACAGCAGAAUGAAUCUUAUCGCUUGCUUCACCAGUUCCGAGCAUUCUUUUCACAUUGCUAUGUCCACAGAUUGCCUACCCCCUCUAAUUAUGGUUUUUAUAGGUUUAAAAGUAAAAUUUAAGUACACUGAGAUUCCCAAAGUUUAGUUGUGUACUUUUGCUUACAAAUGGUUAACAUGUUUUACUUGUUAAAAUUGCCUCCAAAACAUGAGGGCAAUGUAUAUUUUGAACAUAAAAAACAAAAAACUUAAAGCUAGGUGGUAUACACCUCUGAUUCCAGCAUUCUGAGGCAGAGGCAGAAGAAUCUUUAUGAGUUGAGGCCAACCUGGUCUACAUAGCCCCAGGCAGCCAGCACUGCAUAGUGAGACCCUAUCCAGGGGGCUGCGGGUGCUAGAUGUCAAAACCAAAUGUCUCUUUUUUUUGGGGGGGGGGGGCCGAAUUUUUUUGUAGCCCUGUCCAUCCUGGAGUUAACUGUAUACCAGGCUGUCCUCGAAUUCACAGAGAUUUACCUGCCUCUGCCUCUGCCUACUGAGUCCUGGGAUCAAAGGUGUAUACCACCACUGCCCAUCUUUGACUUGUCUCUUGUCAGGGGUGAUUUUUGAAGUAAAAAGGCCACACACUGUCACACUGUAGCCAAGACAGAUGUAAAGCCUCCUAUUUAAUAGGCCAAAGUACUUUCAAAUAAAAGUUUAAAAGAAUUUUAGAGAACAUGGUGCGUGGGGAACAUCUAGUUUCCCAUAAAUGUGUGGGCAGCAGAGAUGGAUCAUCUCAUUGCUUAGCAUCUACAAGCAGGGUUGAUGUUCACUUGGCUUGCCCUGGUUUUACUACACCAGUUAUUUGUGGCCUGGCUGUUCCGGCUGCCUGGGACCCUAUUGUUAGUCAGGAUUUAGGGUAACACCCUGGGUGUCUGUCAGGCAGAACUUAGCACUCAGUAAAAUGGAGGUAUAAAUGGGGCCAGAAAGGGUGUGUAGGUUAUGAAUUCAGGGCGAAUACAUUGAAAAACAAAACCAAAUCUCAAAGCAUAGGAAUUUUCAUGGUUUGGGUGAGUUAAGUAUCUUAACCUAGUACUUAGCAUGCUAAAGGACUUCACCUGGGUUGGGGUGGAGAGGUUGGGAUUCCUGGCAAGAUGGCUCAGUGGCUAAGUGUACUUGCUGCUCUUUCUGAGGACUGAAGUUUGGCUCACAAGUGCUUGGACCUUUUGCUGUGAAUUAUUGCAUUUCCUUUUCUUUUGGGAUAUGGGUUAUGUGAUAGAAGACAUUUGUUACUUAUUUGUGGAAGUACUAAUAAGCCAGGUUUGGGCUUCAAUAGUGUUUACACGAACAGCUGAGCUACUCAUGGGGUUCAAGAAAUGUGCCAUCUCUGAGGGGAGAUUUACCGGCCACAAAAUUUUACCAUGUGUUAGAGUGUAAAGUGCCUGGAGAAAUCAAAGUCAUUCCUUUAGGCAAAAACUAGGACCUCAGUUUAUAGGGCCAUGUAUAGCAGCAUUUCUGUCAUGAGCCAAUGGAAGUGAUGACUGCCACUUAUGGACUGGGUUCAUUGUUCUAAUUUGUCUUUAAAUUUGGAAAUAAAAGUGGUCAUUUUGGGGCUGGAGAGAUGGCUCAGAGGUUUAGAGCACUGGCUGCUCUUCCAAAGGUCCUGAGUUCAAUUCCCAGCGAGACCUGGUGCCCUCUUCUGGCCUGCAGGUGUACAUGGAGGCAGAACACAGUAUACACAAUAAAUAAAUAAAUCUUUAAAAAAAAAAAAAAGUGGUCAUUUUGCCAGGCUCAGUGGCAAGCGCCUAUAGUCCUGGCUUCUCAGGAGGCUGAGGUAAUAGGAUCAUUUGACCCAGAAAUUCAGAGCUGGAAUGGGGAUAUAGCCAAACUCUAUUAUCAAAUAACAACCUUAUCACAUCUUGUCCUAUCACAUAAAUCUCCCCAGAUUUGCAAGUAACAUUUUGUUUUAUAAGCUUUUGUAUCUAUAAACAUCAAGUCCUUUAUAAUUUCACAAGUGAGUCAGGAGGAGGACUCAGCUCUAGAGCCUGCAAAUAGAAACUUUUUUUUUUUUUUACUUUCUCUGAAAAAGAUAUGUAAGCAUUGUUUUAAACAGUUUCUGUCUGCCUGUAUGUAUAUGCACCACACACCAGAAGAGGGCAUCAGAGCCUGCAGUUAUAGACAGUUCUCAGUCAGAGAGGCUGAGAACCUAAUCUGGGUUCUCUGCAAGAGCAGCAAGAGCUUUUAACUACUGAGCCAUCUCUCCAGCCCCUAAAUAUAUACAGCAUUUUGUUAUGAUAUUUUUCUUUCCAGAUAAACAUUCAAAACAAUUCUUAACAUAUAAAUGAAUUUGAAUACAUCUAUAUUAUAAACAGUAUGAAUACAACAGAAUAUGAAUUCUCUUAUUAUAAAUGUUGUAUGGCUAAGUAUUUUCUAUAACAGUAUGGUCAGUGAUUAAGAGCACAUUCUGCUCUUCCACAGGACCAGGUUUGGGUUCCAGCAUCCGUGUCAGGCAGCUCCUGGAGACCUGACACUAUUUUCUGGCCUGUGCAGAUACCUACACAUAUACUUAUGAAAAUAAAAGUUAAAAACACUGGAUAGGCAUACAUAUAUUGUACGUCAAGAUUCAUUUUAUUGUCUCUGUCAUAUAAAUACAAGAGAAUGAUGCCAUAGCCUUUUUGCUGCUCUAUCCCCUUUUAAAAGAGCAUUCAGCAUAUCUGAACUGGUCUUCUGGUAUGUCUGAUGAAAUGCAUGUGGAUAGAUAACUAUUGCACUCUCUAUAAAGUGGUAUCUGUUCAUAUUUCUCAUUCAUUCAGCUCAGCUGAUUGGUCAAACACGGAGUGUAAAACCUGGAUCUUGUUACUCUGCUUGUUGGCAGGAGGCUUGGGGUGGCCUGCAAGGUUCUCAGUCUUCUCUGGCAAUGACCUGUAAGGUUUCGCUUUGAUUUCACCUUCAGAAAAUACGGGCGUUGGAAGCACAGGCUCAGAAAAGGCUUUCCGAAAAUUCUCACUCUCUCUAUUUUGCCUUAUGGAUUCUUCUUCUUGGAAAAUGCUCUUUAUCUUUCCAAGCACAGCAUUAACACAGACGGCCUGUACCAAUAAAAGCCACAGACAAAAAGUAACACAUCUGACAUAGUCAAUAAUCUUCAUGUUCUAAUUUAAAAAGCCCUUCCUGUGAGGAAACACUGAGUCAUGGGAGGCGAUUAAUUCCUUAUCCUAAAUAUGGAAAAAUGUUUAAAUAAAAUUUGCAGAACUGAGAAAUGCAGCAGGCUUAUUCAUUCAACCUGUUCUGUAUUACUAAUGAUGACAACAAUGAAGCCAAGUAGGACAGCAGCAUAUUCCAGAAAGCUAAAGGGAACCUAACUAGUUUACUGUGCAGAAGAGCUGCUUCAAGAUGACGUUAUGACAGUAGAUACUCAGUGUUUUCUCUCUCCUUCAGACUUCAAAGCUAGAGGGCUUUCUUACCUCUCUAACAAAACUUUGACUGGAAUCACACAUUGGUUAACAUGAAAGACUUACCAUUGUGCAUUUCCAUACAUUAUAUUAUACUGCAUCUUUAUCUGACCCACCCUCUUCAUCUUUGCACCAGUCCCUUGCCCCUUCCUAGCACUACUCUCAAUAGUUUAGGUCUUUUUUAAAAAGUCAUUUUAGUCUCCGUAUGAGACAACACAUACUCUUCUUUCUGUGUCUUUUGUCGUCUUUUUCAGCAGGAUGACCUCAAGUUCUAGUUUUAAUUUUUCCACAUGAUAUAAUUUCAUUUCAUAGCUUUCUUCUGCAUUGAUAUAGAUGAUCAUGCCAUUUUUUGUCUUAAUUCUGUUUAUACUCUGUGUUAAAUGUAUUGGCUUGCAAAUGUAAAAACCAUCCUAGCAUCCUUGUUAUAAAACUGAUUUAAUGAUGUUAGAUGAUGGUUAUUUUAGUUUUUCAAGAUAGGGUUUCUCUGUGUAGACUUGGUUGUCCUGGACUCGCUUUGUAGACCAGGCUGGCCUCGAACUCACAGUGAUUCUCCUGCCUCUGCCUCCUGAGUGCUGGGAUUAUAGGCAUGCACCACCACACUCAGCUAGAUGAUAUUUUUUUAAAUAUAUUUUUGAGUUAAAUUUUUAAAUAUCUUUUAUGUUUUUUUGCAUCUAAUACAUUUUAGAGAUAUUCAAGAAUUAAAAAGAUUAUGUUGCCCUAUACUUUCUUUCCCUCUCUUUUCUCCAUUUCGCAUUUUUUAUAUUUGUAAAGCUUGUAUUAAUGACUUAAAUAUGUUUUGGAAAAUAGUGUUUUAUGUGUUGACUAAAAGAAUGUGUGUUUUGCUAUGUUGUAUGGAAUAUUGUGUAGAUAUUUGUUAAAUCAUUGACCGUUAGUAUAUUUAAUGUUUCUUUGUUGAUAUUUUUGUCAUGAUGAUCUAUCCGGUGGUGAGAGCAGGGAUACUAAAGUCACCCACUAUUAUUGUAUUGUAUCUUUAUCUCCUUUUAUUCUGUGUAGUAUUUGUUUAAUAAGAUUGAGUGAUCCGACUUUCAAUUUACACAUAUUUAUAACCAUAUGUCUCCUUACUGGAUUGUUCCUCUUAUGGUUUAGAUGUGAAAUGUUCUCCACAGGCUCAUGGGCUAAAGGCUUGGUCCCCAGAUAAUGGACCUGUUUUCGGGGGUACUGGUAAUCUUAAGUCAUGGGUACUACUUACAGUAAAUAUUUCACUGGAGGCAUGUUCUAGGGGCUGUAUCUUGCCCUGUCCAUAUCUCUUCCCUCUGCUUCUUCUCUGUUAUUAAAGGAACAGCUUCUGCAUUCAUUGCCAUGCUGUUUCUGUCUCGCAUACCUCCAAUGCCAAAGCAGUGGAGAAAACUAGCAUUAGCUGAAACCUCUGACACCAUGGGCCAAAAUCAACCUUUUCUUCUUUAAAAUUCUUUCAGUUUUUUCAGUGAUGGAAAGCACAGUUUCUUUUGUCCAUAUAAACUGACCUCAUUUUUGUCUCUUCUGAA